AUGAAGGGUAGCGAUAGCUUGCGACGGGUUAACCGUCCCGCUACCAAUUUCGACCUGCCACCAGCAGCUUUGGCCCAGGCGCAACAGCAGGCUCAGGUUCACGUUCAGGCUCGGGCUCAGGGUUUUCGAUCUCAAACUCAGCCUCAGUCCCAAGAACUCAUCACAAACACCGUGACUUCGACCAGUCCAGAGAUCACCGCCGCUUCUCUUCACAGCCAAGCCCAGGCUAAGGCUCAGGCACUUGCAACCGCCAGGUUCCGUUCCUCUUCGAGACCCAGUCUUCAGGACCUGGCCCUUGUCGACGGGACUUCGACUUCAAACAACCACGACCAACCUCCAGCCUAUGCCCUUUCGUCCUCAUCCUCCUCGACGGGGCCGUCGUCUUUUUCCUAUCCUCCCGCGCAUGCGCAUCCGCCUGCAACAACGCACCAUCACAAUCACAACCUCGCUCGACCCCGGCCCCUGGGCCCAUCCUCCUCCGACAUAACGACCGCUGAGCAGGCUCAAUUCCUCCACCUCCACCCUGUCUCAUCUUCUUCGAGCUUACGUCCAAGGGCUUCGACCACUAGCGCCAGCGCUGCUGCUGCCGCCGCUGCUGGUGCUUCUGUUUCUGCUUCUACGUCUCCAUCGCAUACACCUAAUUCUCUUCUUCGACAACACAUAUCGCCGCCGUCUGCUGUCGACAACAACUCUGCCCACUUUGUUCCUCGAGGCGGGUUGCCCCCCGCGCCGUCCAUCAUGUAUCAGGCAAACCAGAGACAUGUCUCGGGCACCGAUCCCACGAGGGCCUACCAGGUCCCUCCGCCGCCGCCGCCCCCCAUGGGAGGUCCGAAUACCGGUCAUAUGCCCAACAUGAUGAACCUACCUCCGCCGCCGCCGCUUCCUCGAUAUAACACGGCUCCGGGCUCCUCCGGCGUUGGGAUCCCCCCACCUCCCGGUCCGCCUCCCGCCAGUGCCCUCGGCCAGCAACCUCCGUGGCACGGUGCCUUUGGGCGCAUGUACGACGGCCGGUCAGGAUUCAACAUCCCCCCACCGCCGCCCAGCAGCCAGCACCAGCCGUACAACCCAAAGUUACACGCUCAGAUCGCCGCUGGGCAAACAGUCUCUAUCCCUCCACCUCCCCCGCCGAAUGAGGCCAUGAGUGCGACCUACAUUCCGCAGGGCGACACGUACGGAGAGGGAGUUGGUAUCCCCGCCUUUGGACCCGAAGACCCAACCCUGACUGUCAACUCGCAGACAUCACGGCCUGUGACAACGCCACAGAGCGGAACUGACACAAAUGCCACAACCUCCAUGGACGAGGCUACGAGAGAGCGCCUCUAUACUACCAAUAACACCCAGCCGCGCGGCACCUCCAAUUCUUCAAACGCCACCCCUCCCGGCUCCAUCCCACCAGAAAUCGCUGCCCAGUGGCCUCUAGAUACCGUGCUGAUUUGGUUGGCCCAGAACCAGUUCUCCAAAGACUGGCAGGAGACCUUCAGAGCCCUCAACCUUCACGGGGCGCAGUUUCUCGAACUCGGCAGUGGCCACGGCGGACGUGGUAACUUUGGUAUGAUGCAUCAGCAAGUGUAUCCCAGGCUCGCCCAGGAGUGUACCAACAGUCGAACCGGGUGGGAUCAGCCACGAGAGCGGGAAGAGGGCAAGCGAAUGCGAAGACUAAUUCGAAGCAUCGUAACUGGUCGACCCGCUGAUGUGUCUAAAGUUUCAACGAACCACGCCCGGAAAGAAUCCCUCAACGGCGGACAUGGGAACAACCUACCAAGCGCUGGAACUGAUCCCAUGGACUCGCCUAAUACACCUCUCAAUGCUCCUGGUCCUGGCUUUAGCAGUCGCAGAUUUUCCCAAACAAGAUCUACUACAUUACCAAACAGCAUUAGCGCCUCCAACGUUAACUCUGAGUCUAAUCAUCGCAAUAUUCUGAAGCAUGUUGAUACGGAGGGAGCGCGCCGUCACAGUCCUAACGUCAGUGAGUCCAGCGAGGCCACAUUUCGUGCUCCUGCUAUUCACUCGGCGAGUCCUACUGGCAGUCCAGGCAUUCCUCCAUCACUAUAUACUUCGACGACUACGCCGGUUCUCGCCCAAUCACCUAGUGCAAUAAAAGCUGGCCAUCGCUCCAGGAGCAGCCUGGAUUCAGUGGCCUCUAAUGCAGCUAUAUAUGGAUCCGGUGUGCCAUCAGAUGCCGCCUCACUACUCGGUCGGAACAUGAACCUAGGGGAUAUUGUUCAUUCCCGAAACCAUGAUGCGCGAUCACGCCACUCUCCCUCAGAUGGAGGAGAUAGGUCAGCAGGCGGAGAAACCCCUUCUUCAGCUAAAGAUUCUAAGAGUUUUCUCAGCUUUCUAUCCAGGAAAAAGAGGCAAACAAAAGAUGAUGGUGCAUAUCCGUCCCCCGAAGAAAUGGAAGCUUCGCCUGUUUCUCCACAAGGAUCUAUCCGACCUGUUGGGUUGGGUGUUCGAGGAACCAAUGGAAGUGAUACCAAUCUUGAUCUCUCUGGCUCGACAUUGGGCGAUGAUAGAAACGGCAACACUCUGAACCUACGACAGAAAAGGAUCAGCGCUGUGAGGACAUAUGUCCUUGCCACUAUGGAUUACUGGAAUUACCGAAUGUGUGAUAUCACUGAGGCAGAGACAGCAACUGAAGUGCGUCAAGUGAUAUGCAUGCACCUGGGUCUGGGCGAUUAUGAAAACUCGCACAUCUAUCUUACAGAGGUUGGCAAGUUUGAACACGUGGAUCCUCUGGACGACCCGAGUUUGGUCACCGUCAAGCGAGCGAAAGGCGACCCUCUUGGUACCCUCAAGUUCUUUGUAACACCCCCAGGAGUUGCCCCCAUUUCCAGUGGUCCUGCCAAGCCUGAGGUUCCUAUAGUUUUGUCUCCUGGUUACCUUACUCCCGGAACGACUACUGAAGAUGCUCAACAGAAUAGCAGACAGCGUUCUAGUUCAUCACCUCCAACCUCACGAUCCAACACCUUGACAGACGAAAAGGCCGAGGACAAGGUGGCACGAGAGGCAAAACAAUACAGAGCCGAAAUGGAAAGAAAACAACAAGAGUAUUUGGCCAAGAGGAAGCAGGCAGCAAUGAAGGGCAGCCCUUCAGAAACACUCGGACCUGGCAUCGUGGGUCGAAACGUCGAUUUUGACCAACCUCGCGAGUCACCCUACGAGGAUAAGCGACCUGAACCAUUGUUCCCUCAGAGGCGACCUCCUGCACCACCCAGUGAUCCUUCUGCGACUUUGAUCAAAGCCAACUCGUUGAGCAGAAAGACUGGGGCAAGUAUGCGAACCUCUAGCAGCAGCUUGGAGGGAUAUCCUUCAAAGCGCUACCCAGAAAACGAGAUGACGGAGAAGACAAAGAGAACCAACAAGCCAACACCUUCACCAUCGCCUGGCAUUGGAGCCGCCCUCGCAGGCAUGGGUAGAAACCUAAGCGCAAUCGGACAAUCUGCGAAGAACGGCCGUGCCUCGUCCCCCUCUCGAUCAUCAACACAUUCGAUCCCUGGAGGUAAGGACACCUUCUCUAGCGUUGAACCCUCUCAAGGUCGAGGCAGUCCUAGUACGACUUCAUCAUCGAAAUCGACCUCGGGUAACGUAACCUGGAGCAAGAAGAACCUGCCCUUCAUUGUACCAGAUUACUCGCCCAGCGAUUCAUCUUUCCUGCUCAGUCCCAGCCCUACAGUAGAUGCUAAAUUCAAUGCAACAGUCCCCCGGGCCACAUCUCCUGCUGAGAUGAGCCCCAACUCGAAUCGUCCCAGGCCCUCGUUUCCACCGGGUCAACAAUCAUCUACCCAACGACGUGCUUCCCAUGGACCAGAACCAGAGUUCCAAGACUCGGAUGUGCAGUUCGCAAAGCCAGCCCCAGCACAACCAGCUGACGAUGACAGUGGAGAUGAUUCUGAUGAUGGGCUUUUCGCGAUUCCGAUUGCUAAUCGUAACAAGGGCAAAGCUGCUGCCGCGAAUGGGAAUGCAAAUGGCCAUGGCCAACGUCCAAGUCUUGUUGUAAAAACAGAGCGCUCAAAGAAGGGUCUGUCUGUUGCCUUUGAAUCGCCCAAAUCUUAUGGAAGUGGAGUGACUCUGGGCAAUAACGAGGACGCAGAUCGUGGGCAGAAACCGACGACACCUCGCUCUGAAACAUGGGAGCCCGAAGAGAAGGACAAAGAAAGCAAGCUUGGUCGACGAAAAUCGUUCAUUGAGAAGGAUGUCUGGGCUAACCGACCUCCCACGGACGCCCUUAUCAACCACCUCGACGACUUCUUCCCCAACUUGGAUCUUGAUCAACCUGUACUUGACGAGCCUGGCGAGGGUGGAAUGCCACCAUCUCCGAUUGCUGAGGGCUCAGAGACAAAUAUUGAGCAACAGGCACAAAAUGCGGCACCGCCGCAGCCAGCAGUAUCGAACUACGCCCAGCAAGCACCACCUGCCGCGAUUCCACCUUCUCGAACACCGUCUCUUUACAACGAAAAUGACACUCUCGGCUCCGAUGAGUCGACUCUGAAGGCCCUUGAUCAACAGCGACCUACAUCAGUAGCUCAGAGGAGUAUCCGACGCUCAGGUGGUCUUGGUCGUAUGAAGUCUAUUCGUGAAGUUGCACGUGGUGCACACGAAGCCAACAAGCGAACAAACUCGACCAGCCAAGGCAAAGGACAGACAGCCACAACCAACAUCAUGCGCCGGAAGAGCACCAAGAUGUUCAACGCCAACAUUGUGCAGAUUCGACCAGACAGACGAGGUAGUGUCGUCAUGCCCCAAAUCCCUCAAGAUACGGUACCGAAGCGACAGACGACAUUUAGGUGGUUCAAGGGUCAGCUUAUCGGCAAGGGUACUUAUGGUCGUGUCUACCUGGGUAUGAAUGCUACUACUGGAGAGUUCUUGGCUGUAAAGGAAGUCGAAGUCAAUCCCAAGGCCGCUGGUGGAGACAAGAACAAGAUGAAGGAGCUCGUUGCAGCGCUCGACCAGGAAAUCGACACUAUGCAGCAUUUGGACCAUAUCAACAUUGUGCAGUACCUGGGUUGCGAGCGAAAGGAAACCAGCAUCAGCAUUUUCCUCGAGUAUAUUUCCGGUGGCAGUAUUGGAUCGUGUCUGCGAAAGCAUGGCAAGUUUGAAGAGUCUGUCGUCUCUUCGUUGACACGACAAACACUCUCAGGUCUGGCUUAUCUGCACCGAGAGGGUAUUCUGCACCGUGAUCUUAAGGCCGACAAUAUUCUGCUCGAUCUGGACGGAACUUGCAAGAUCAGUGAUUUCGGUAUCUCCAAGAAGACUGAUAACAUCUACGGCAAUGACAAGACCAAUUCGAUGCAAGGUUCAGUCUUUUGGAUGGCCCCCGAGGUCAUUCGAUCACAGGGAGAAGGCUACAGCGCCAAGGUAGAUAUUUGGAGUUUGGGCUGUGUGGUUCUGGAGAUGUUUGCUGGCAAACGCCCUUGGGCUAAGGAGGAGGCCGUUGGUGCCAUCUACAAGAUCGCCAAUGGCGAGAGACCACCGAUCCCCGAGGACAUCCAGGAUACGCUUGGCCCAUUGGCUGUGGCUUUUAUGAUGGAUUGUUUCCAAGUAAACCCCUUCGACCGUCCUACAGCAGACGUGCUUCUUUCACAACAUCCGUUCUGUGAACUCGACCCAAACUACAACUUUUACGACACAGCAUUGUACCACAGGAUUAAGUCUUUCAAAUAA
Fusarium coffeatum is the source of this 5661-nucleotide messenger RNA. RefSeq lists its product as uncharacterized. The transcript has 3 exons. The record is from RefSeq and is a predicted model, not a curated record. Lineage: Eukaryota; Fungi; Ascomycota; Sordariomycetes; Hypocreales; Nectriaceae. The coding region runs from base 1 to 5661 and encodes 1886 amino acids. Gene Ontology annotation, molecular function: protein kinase activity; ATP binding. Gene Ontology annotation, biological process: protein phosphorylation.